AUCCCGCGUUACUAUGAAGCAAACACACGUACGUUAGCAUAAACCAUAACGAGCUUUGUGCGCUUCUCGAUAGAAUUCCACCUCUCUCUCUGAAAUCUAGGGAUCUGGAGAUAACUAUGAAUCGCCAGCACGACGAGAACCCUUUCGAUGAAGAAGUGGUCAAUCCGUUUUCGAAUGGCACUGCUGCUCCUGGAGCCAAGUCACGUAUUUAUUCAAUCGCAAAUAAACUCAAGGGAUUUGGUCAACAUGAUGCUACUGUGGACAUACCCCUUGAUACUGUGAAUGAUGCUAAUAGCAAAGAGAGAGAACUUGCAGUUUUGGAAGCAAAUCUUAAUCAAAGGGAAAAGGAAAUUAAAAGGAGAGAAGAUGCUAUAGCUAGGGCUGGCGUUGUCCAAACGGAAGAGAAAAACUGGCCACCUUAUUUUCCCAUCAUCCAUCAUGAUAUAACUAAUGAGAUACCCAUUCAUGCUCAGAGGAUGCAAUAUCUAGCAUUUGCUAGUUGGUUAGGUAUACAUCUUUGUCUUGUCUUCAAUAUUGUUGCUGUGAUGGUUGCUUGGAUUAAAGGAGGGGGUGUAAAAAUAUUUUUCCUUGCUGUCAUCUAUGCUCUGCUUGGCUCCCCACUUUCUUACGUGCUGUGGUACAGGCCUCUCUAUCGUGCAGUGAGGACAGAUAGUUCUCUCAACUUUUGGUGGUUUUUCUUAUUCUAUGCGCUUCACAUUGCGUUUUGUAUAUUUGCUGCUGUUGCUCCACCAAUUUUCUUUAAUGGGAAAUCAUUGACGGGGAUCCUUCCAACAGUUGAUGCAUUCGGGCACUCUAUAUUGGUUGGGGUUUUCUACAUAGUUGGUUUUGCCCUAUUUUGCUUCGAGUCAAUUCUAAGCUUGGCGAUUAUUCUGAUGAUUUUUAGGUACUUCAGGGGACGUGGAUGAGCUGAUAGUUGUGAUUGAUUAUACUCCAAUUUGGAUUGGUAUAUUCUUCUGACUUCUGUUGAAUUCAAUAGUUUCUUUCUUGGAUGAGUAAUGUAAGGUUGCUGUAGGGUUCUAGCCUUCUAGGAAUUUAUCAUUUUAGCUUCUAAACAAUAAGUGCAUCGCCCAUUCGAUGGUGAUCUUGUUAUUCUACGAAAUAGCCUCAUCCAUCAAGCAAUCAUAUUCAUGGCAUAUUGAAGUGGCU
Messenger RNA from Tripterygium wilfordii, 1167 nucleotides. RefSeq names its product secretory carrier-associated membrane protein 4. Gene Ontology annotation, cellular component: trans-Golgi network membrane; recycling endosome membrane. Lineage: Eukaryota; Viridiplantae; Streptophyta; Magnoliopsida; Celastrales; Celastraceae. Bases 117 to 926 code for a protein of 269 amino acids. The transcript has 12 exons. The record is from RefSeq and is a predicted model, not a curated record. Gene Ontology annotation, biological process: protein transport.